GUAAUGAUGGCUAUCAGAUGUCCAUCUCUGGAAUCUGUGAGCCCAAGUGCGAUAAGUGUGGCAAUCACACGUAUUGCAAAGAGCCUGAAAAAUGUCUUUGCCUCGAUGGCUACCAUCGACCAACGGUGAUCACUGUCUACCCACUUGCAAAAAUGAGUGUGCACCUUAUGCCGAAUGCACUAGCCCAAACAACUGCGAUUGCCAUCCUGGAUACAAGAAGAACGCAACUGGUGACUGUUUACCCAUAUGUGCACCAGAGUGUGAGGAGUUCAGCUAUUGCAUCAGUCCUGGGACGUGCGCCUGCAAAGAUGGUUAUCAGGGCGAGGGCAAUUAUUGUACGCCAAUCUGCAGCAACGAGUGUGAAGACAACAGCUACUGUGCCCAGCCAGAGAAAUGCGAGUGUUUCCCCGGCUAUAAUGCCGAUGAUCAGGAUAAUCGCAACUGUUCCAGCCCGACGGCCAUGUGGAUACUCAUAUUCCUUGGCGUGGUUACAGUUAUUGCUCUCAUUUCGCUUAUUUCAUUCAUUGUCUAUGUUUUCACCAGAUAUUGUAAGAAACCCAGCUAUUCUAAUGAAAAAGAUAUCGAUGUCUCAGAUAUGAGAAAUUAUGUGAAGGAAGUUAUUGCGGUAGAUGCCAUGACUUUUAUAUCGGACUACGAUACAGCAUUUUGCAUGAUGGCGCGGAGAAAUCGUGAAUUUCUCUUCCUAUUUCUGAUCCAGCUCUACGUGAGUAUCAACAAGUGCGAGGAGGAUAUUUCGUGGUGUUUACCCGAUACGGUUAUCGAAAACAUUACGAAAUCUGUGACUGUGGAUCACGUUCAAAUAUUAGUAGAUGGAAAAACAAAUAGGAUUCAAGUGAAGGAAAAAAACCAAGUUCAAGAGGCUAUCCCAAGGUAUAAUUCCACUACCUGUAGACCAAAGUGCUCUCCAACUUGUGUUGAGCAUUCCACUUGUAAACGAAUACCUCAUGUCAGACGACCCCAAUGCAUAUGUGACGAGGGCUACUCAGGUAAUGGUUGUUUGCCACAAUGUGAAAAAACAACUUGUGGUAAAAAUACUGUGUGCAACAGUCCAGGAAAUUGUGACUGCCUCUCGGGAUACGUGAGAUCGACAGACAAUACGACAAACUGCGUUCCUGUAUGUGAUAAGCCGUGUGGAAAAUUUCAAAGCUGUGUCGCACCGAACGUCUGUAAUUGCACUAUAGGAUAUGAGCAAGAUCCACUGGGCCACUGUCAUCCAAUCUGUAGCAAGAGCUGUAAUAUUACUAAUUUUGAAGUGUGCGUAAAACCUAACGAUUGCCAAUGUGUCGAGGGUUAUGCUAGGGUAGAAAACAAGUGCCAGCCUCAAUGUCCUCAAAAAUGUGGGCUUCAUCAAAAAUGUGUAAAACCAGAAGUCUGCCUAUGCGAAACUAACUACAAAUUCGACUAUCUUGGAGUCUGUCAGCCAAUUUGUUUAGAGAAAUGUGGCAAGAACGAAGAGUGUAUAAAACCUGGAAAUUGCACUUGCAAAGUUGGCUAUUGGAAAAAUAAUAAAACGGAAACGUGUGAGCCUUAUUGCUCGAAAGGCUGCCCAAAUUACAGUACCUGUGGCGAACCCGAAAAGUGUAAGUGUAAUGAUGGCUAUCAGAUGUCCAUCUCUGGAAUCUGUGAGCCCAAGUGCGAUAAGUGUGGCAAUCACACGUAUUGCAAAGAGCCUGAAAAAUGUCUUUGCCUCGAUGGCUACCAUCGACCAACGCCAAGCAGUGAUCCCUGUCUACCCACUUGCAAAAAUGAGUGUGGACCUUAUGCCGAAUGCACCAGCCCAAACAACUGCGAUUGCCAUCCUGGAUACAAGAAGAACGCAACUGGUGACUGUUUACCCAUAUGUGCACCAGAGUGUGAGGAGUUCAGCUAUUGCAUCAGUCCUGGGACGUGCGCCUGCAAAGAUGGUUAUCAGGGCGAGGGCAAUUAUUGUACGCCAAUCUGCAGCAACGAGUGUGAAGAAAACAGCUACUGUGCCCAGCCAGAGAAAUGCGAGUGUUUCCCCGGCUAUAAUGCCGAUGAUCAGGAUAAUCGCAACUGUUCCAGCCCGACGGCCAUGUGGAUACUCAUAUUCCUUGGCGUGGUUACAGUUAUUGCUCUCAUUUCGCUUAUUUCAUUCAUUGUCUAUGUUUUCAUCAGAUGUUGUAAGAAACCCAGCUAUUCUAAUGAAAAAGAUAUCAUUGUCUCAGAUAUGCGAAAUGUGGAUUUGGGUCAAGUCGACACCAGCCCCGAAGGCAUUGACAACAGCUCCUAUAUUUAAACUUGCAUAGCAUAUGUAUGUAAAAUUCAGUACAUACUACAGUUCUCAUCGACACAAUUUUUAUUAUAGCAAAACUAUAUGUAUUGCGCUAUACUUACUCUUUAUUCACCGCAAUGAUUCACUAAAAAAUAUAUAAAAUAAAAACCUCAAACAAAUGUGGUGUAUUGCAAUUAGAAAUCAUAAAUUAUAUUUAUUCGUAAUUUAUUUUAU
This is a messenger RNA of Drosophila nasuta, 2488 nucleotides long. RefSeq names its product platelet endothelial aggregation receptor 1-like. The record is from RefSeq and is a predicted model, not a curated record. NCBI's taxonomy places the organism in Eukaryota, Metazoa, Arthropoda, Insecta, Diptera, Drosophilidae. The transcript has 4 exons. The coding region runs from base 92 to 2278 and encodes 728 amino acids.